AUGCAGGGCCUGCUGCUCUGUGGGGGCUGGCUGCUGGCUGCUGGCUACCUGGCGGGUGCCAUGGGCAGCUGCCGGCACCGGUGCUGCCCGGGCAGAAACAACGCUUGCUGGGCCCCAGGCGCCCGCCGGGCUCACUGCUACUGUGACUCAUACUGUGAGAGGACGGGCGACUGCUGCGAGGACUACCAAGCCAUGUGCCGCCGCGCCGCCGUGGGCUGUGCAGUGGGGCCCUGGGGGCCGUGGAGCGGGUGCAGCUCCCCGUGCGGGGUUGGCAGCAAGGCCCGCAGCCGCCAGGUCACCGUUCCGCCCCGGCACGGAGGGGAGCCCUGUCCCGACCUCAAGCAGCGCCGCGGCUGCCUGGGGGAGCACCCGACCUGCGGGAUGGCCAAAGAGGUGGCCAAGAUACUACCUGACUCCUUCAGCCGGGACUUCAGGGAUCCCUGGCGAAGAGGUAGGCUGCUGCUGCCGGAGGAGCCAUCUGGCUCCCCCCUCCCCAGCUACUGCGGCUAUUUCCGCCUGACGCAGGUAGGGCCCCCCUGCCGCGGGCAGGCCUGGAGCCGCCGGCUGCACCAGGACAAGCAGGUGUGCGUCAAGUGCCGGGGGGACACGUCCCACCGCCGUCCCCAUUGCACCGGACACGGGCUGCAAGGAGCCAGGACGUUUUGGGUGGCUGUCUCCGUGGCGGGGUGCCAGGGCUCAUGGGUGCAGGAGGGGCUGCAGGAGGGUUGUGUCUGCUCCCAGCCGGCUCUCAUCUUCGUGUAGCAUCGCCCUGGGAAAGGCUUGCUGCUCGCCCUUGGAGCUGACUCCCCGUGUUUUCCAUUAAGUAUUUUGUUGAAGAAUGGGAAGAAAACCCUGCUUAUAAAGAUUAAAAAUAAGGAAAUUGCUAAAGUAUGGUGAUUAAUGGUGGAAGAACAUCACACUGAGGUUAAAUCUGGGUGAGAAGAUGAUGUGGCGGUGAUAUGGGAGGACAACGCAAUGAUGUCAUGCUCAGCUGUGACACAAGCUGCCAUUGGUGAGCAACACGAGGAUGGA
Molecule: messenger RNA, 1032 nt
Organism: Gymnogyps californianus (California condor)
Lineage: Eukaryota; Metazoa; Chordata; Aves; Accipitriformes; Cathartidae
Product: somatomedin-B and thrombospondin type-1 domain-containing protein-like
Exons: 6
Coding region: 1-762 (253 amino acids)
Source: RefSeq, a predicted model, not a curated record